This is a messenger RNA of Leguminivora glycinivorella, 2314 nucleotides long. RefSeq lists its product as uncharacterized. The transcript is spliced from 2 exons. NCBI's taxonomy places the organism in Eukaryota, Metazoa, Arthropoda, Insecta, Lepidoptera, Tortricidae. Bases 77 to 2164 code for a protein of 695 amino acids. The record is from RefSeq and is a predicted model, not a curated record.
GAUACAUCGUUAUCACGUACUAUAAAAACUGAUUUCGAUAUGGCUUAAGGUUUCUUCCAGUGAAUAAUGAGAAAAAAUGUUAACGAAAUAUUUGUUUGUUGUUGGUUUUGGUCUGGUGGCAGCUAACCCGAUACUACAGAGAAUACCAAUAAAAUUACCAGUCCAAUCUUUCCAGUCACAACCCUGUCCAAGUCAAACAUGUCCGACAAAGACAUGUCCUUCACAAACAUGUCCGACACAAACACGUUCAACGCCCCAACCAUGUCAGACAUGUCAAACUCCGUACAGAAACGUCUAUAGCCCUCCAAGCAAUAACUGUCCUUGUAACAAACAAGCUCAAAUAGCUCAGUCAGCACUUACAGCUCAGUCACCUCAAACAGCUCAAGUCAAUCCAGUGACAAACUUAAUCAAUCAAGAUGUUUUAACUCAACUCGUUCUUAGGAGACUAUUUAGUCCACCUCAACAAGCACAGGCAAAUCCUGCAGCAGCAAGCAACAAUUGCGAAGCACAGAAAGCUCCACCAAAUAUUAUCAAUAACUAUAUUAUAAUACCUCCUGAAUAUUUCAAAACAAAUGAAACUAAGGUAAAUAAAGAAGGAGAUACAAAAACAGAAAGCAAAAGAAGGAGAAAACAAAGUAAACGGAGGAAUCAAGAAAUCGCAUGUUCUUGUGAAGAUAAAGAUAAAAUAAUCGUAGAAAAACUAGAAAUAUCUUGUCCUUGUGACAAAGAUACUUCUGUAGUUGGUGAGCCUGUAACAAAGGGUAAAAUAGUAGACGAUUCUGCAUUGAAAACUAAUGUUAGUCCAAAAGGUACGAUAACAUCACAAAAUCACAAACGAAUAACUAAUUAUAAUGAAGUCGUUAUAGAACCUGCGCUCAAAGACGUGGAUACUAAAAAGUCCAGAAAAGGAAAUCGAGGCAGAAAAAAUAGUCUGGAAGAAGCAAUUAUAAAAGACUUUUGUAGGAAACAUCCAAACGUACCAGAAGAAAUUGCCAGAAGUUUAAUGAAGAAAUUGAAACAACAAUUUGACAAAAGGUCUAAGCCACAAGUCGUCCCAUAUCCAUUUAGACCUUAUGAUUAUGAUUAUUAUGAACCUGCACUGUCUUACCCAAGAAUUUACGACCACCCGAGGCCAUACAACGAUGUAGCUGAAAGCGAUAGAUCUAGAAAACGUAAACAACAUCGCUCAGGGAGACGACAUAAGAAACUGAAGGAAGAAGUAAAAAAAAACCCUAAUCUAUGCGAUAAAGAAUGUGAAAAACUAGUGGAACAAAAUCCAAAAGUAAUCAAUAUAGAAACAGAAACGAUCACCACAGAGAAAAUUACAGCUAGUACAGAAAAGCUAAAAGAAAAUUUGACUGUAAAUAACUCUGAAACCCAGAUGGAAAACCCUGAUGACUUAUUAGAGCAACUGGAUAAAAUGAAAGCUAAAUUUGCUAAACUAAAUGAAAUAGAAACUACAACUGUUAGUUAUAAUAAACGUAUCGAACAGUAUCCAGAAUUGGGGAAAGAAGAUAAAGUACCAACUGUCUAUGAUAACGGAGUAGAUGAUUAUUAUCCCGACUUUAGAGAGGAUAAUAUAUUAUUUUAUGGUAGUGAUGAAGAAUAUGAUAGCAAAGAAGACGUAUAUGACAACAAUGGAGAACUUAAUUCAAAAAGGUACGUAAAUGAUAAAAAAUCUAGUAAUAAUUCCCAAAAACAUAUAACAACUACUGAACACCCUGUUUCAGUCUCAACAGAAUCUUUCGAAACUUAUGACAAUUCAAAAGACGGAAGCGAUGAAAUACAAUUCAUAAUACCUCCUCAUUUAGAACUACCUGAUUUUGAAACUAAACAAAUUAAUAAAUAUGAAAUUGAUGACUUUGUUGCAGAUGAUUCAAACAGAUAUUCUGCUGCAUCUAAAAUUGAACUGAAACCUGUAAAAGUAUUUACUAAAGACAAAUCAGGAAGGACGAAUAUUGAAACAGUGUUUGGACAUUCUAGAGUAGUAAAAUAUGGGCAUGCCGCAGAAACAGCGGCUUCGGAACCUGUUAUAACAUAUUAUUUACCUGAACAUGCUAUGACAGAAGAUCGAAUCCAGUUACCUGAUGGAGGAAUAGUUGUUGUAGCUAAAUCAAUUCGAGAUGUAAGUAAUUGGGAAAAAGAGUCAUCAAGAAUGAUUUGAAUACAAAACUAAGUUAAAUCGAACUAUUUACUUAAGUAUUUUUCAGUACAGAUGGAGUUGGAGUUUUUUUUUACGCACUUGUGGAUGCUUUGGGCAAAUACACCCUGUUUUUAUUGAAUUCCGUUAACUUUAAGGGAUGGUUCUUUAGAU